GGACAUGGCCGUGAGGGCCUGCGGCCUCAUCGUCUACCGGAGGCUGCCGCCGAAGGCCGCCGACAACAUCGAGUACCUGCUGCUGCAGACGUCCUACGGGAGCCACCACUGGACCCCUCCCAAAGGCCACGUGGAUCCAGGAGAGGAUGACCUCCAAACAGCCUUGCGGGAGACCCGCGAAGAGGCCGGUCUGCAGGCCGCUCAGCUCGCCCUCGUCGACGGCUACAGGAAGGAGCUGCACUACCCAGUCAACGGCAAACCCAAGACGGUCGUUUACUGGCUGGCAGAAAUGAAGGACUCUAACACGGAGAUCAAGCUCUCCGAGGAGCACCAGGCUUUCCAGUGGCUCAAGCUGGAGGAUGCCUGCAAAUUUGCUGAAUAUGAGGAUAUGCAAGCGAUGCUGAAAGAUGCUCAUCAGUUUCUUUGCUCCAGAAAAUAAAUGCCUUAUGGAGGAUAAGGGAAGCUUCUAACGAAACACGACUUGAUUAUUUUUGGGGGAAUGAAUAGAGUUGGAUGGCUGCAGAAAUGUAGGUUGCUUUUUUUAAUCUAUACAAAUUCAAUGAAGAUACCUGGAGCUUUCAGAGUCUUCUGCUUUUGUGUCCCCUAGCUUUUCUAGCUCGUGUGGAAUAGCAUGGUCUGGUUUGACCGUAAGCCAGAGAUGUCUCGAUUGAAAGCACAGCUAACAAAGACUUUCUGUGUUCUCUCUUUUUAAGUGCUGAGCAAGGAUGGAUCUUUCUUGAAACUGAAAUGCUUGGCAUCUCCUGAGCUGCUGAUGUUAGAACUACAGGGGUCUGCAAAUGAGCGUAUGGAGAUAAUUAAUAACAAAUACUUGUUG
Messenger RNA from Nothoprocta perdicaria, 835 nucleotides. It is a transcript of the gene NUDT2, whose product is annotated as nudix hydrolase 2. NCBI's taxonomy places the organism in Eukaryota, Metazoa, Chordata, Aves, Tinamiformes, Tinamidae. Bases 5 to 439 code for a protein of 144 amino acids. The record is from RefSeq and is a predicted model, not a curated record. Gene Ontology annotation, molecular function: bis(5'-nucleosyl)-tetraphosphatase (asymmetrical) activity. The transcript has 2 exons. Gene Ontology annotation, biological process: ATP biosynthetic process; AMP biosynthetic process.